This is a messenger RNA of Racocetra persica, 478 nucleotides long. Lineage: Eukaryota; Fungi; Glomeromycota; Glomeromycetes; Diversisporales; Gigasporaceae. The record is from the annotation of a GenBank genome assembly.
AUGAGUUUGUCUAGUGAAGCAAAAAAACGUCUUUGUGAAUCAUUACAGCAACAGUGCUUAAAUCAAAAGUCAGCUGAAUAUAAUAAAGCAAAACAGCUUUUUAUGGGGGUGACUCUAAAAGGUUAUGGCCAUACUGAUAAAAAUGAUACUACACUUUUAGAUGCGUAUCAACUUGAAGAAAUUUCUGAUGAAUAUAUAAUUCGGGUAGCAGGGCAGAGUUUUACAGUUGUCGAUCACCCAUUCGAAGUUUAUGAAUUACCCAAUGCUCAUGAGUGCAUUGAUGGGAAUCUGCCUCUUCGUCUAGUUCUGGAUAUUAAUGCGAGACAAAAGCUCGAUCCUAUGAAUCCUGAACUUCCUUCUUUAGAUGGAAGUAAAAUUUCUCGUGAAGAUUUAUUAUCUAGAAUCUUAAUUGCCUGCGCCGAUAUUGUAUACUCAGAUUUAAAAUAUCUUAUAACUCUAAAUGCUUUUGUCUUAGCUA